This is a messenger RNA of Eurytemora carolleeae, 1365 nucleotides long. RefSeq lists its product as uncharacterized. NCBI's taxonomy places the organism in Eukaryota, Metazoa, Arthropoda, Copepoda, Calanoida, Temoridae. The record is from RefSeq and is a predicted model, not a curated record.
GAUAUAUUUUUGUAUCUGUACAAAAUACGAAAAAAAUAUUAAUAAAUUAUUUAAAUUAUUCAAUUUGUUUUCAGAGAUAAAAUGACCACCUUGCAAGUUAUCGAUACAACUACUAAGAUGACCACCAUUAUUUCUCAAGAAGUGACAUCAGUUCUGAACUCCACUUUCACUCUUUCUCCCAACAUUACCACAACUCCAAAUUCUUCCCUCAACGUUACCACAACUCCAAAUCCAUCCCUUAACAUUACCACAACUCCAAAUUCCUCCCUUAACAUUACCACAACUCCAAACCUUUCUCUCAACAUUACCACAACUCCAAAUCCAUCCCUUAACAUUACCAUACCUCCAAAUCCAUCCCUUAACAUUACCACAACUCCAACCCCAUUAGAUAUUUCAACUCUGGAUCCUUCAGACCUUACUACAUUAGUUCCUACGACUCUAUUAACUGAGUCUACAAGUAAAAAAAGGACUGCAACAACUCCAAAUCCAAAGUUUUCCGAUUUUUUCCCAACAUUCUACACCCGACCCCCCGCUAUAGUUGGAACCACUCCUCACACGGUCAGUUCAACCAUGCAACAAACUGAGUUUCCUCUGCUUGGCAAAGGGAAUGGAAAUGGAGAAGGAAAUUCAACUGGAUAUUUCGACAAUGGGAUGGUUCCGCCAUUUGUCUAUGGAAUUGGUGGCGCGGCAUUGUUCCUUCUCCUUCUCAUAGUUGUCGUCUUCGGUCUCCUCCUGCGUAUCAAUAUUCACCAAAAACUGUCCCGAAGAUACAGGGAACAGCUGAGACGAAAGAAGCCCCCCUACAUGGACUUCAAUUAUCCUCUGAAUGCAUUUCCCUCGAAUCAUCUAAAUGAAUUUCCUCCAAAGCCCAAUUUUAGCAUGGAAGCUAAGCCGUCUUUUCAACACUCUACACCAUUUCAAGCCCAAAUACCUAGAGCAGUGCACGGGCAUCCACCUAUCUAUGAAAACACUAAUGCACUUCACGCUAAACAACCGUCAACUCCUAGAAACUUGUCUCAUCUUACCCAGAUCCCGUUUCGGAUGGAUCCAAGCUAUGCGACACUCAACAAAUCUGGGCUCCGUAGUCCGCACAAACCAACAUCCUUAAAUGCAGCUGAUGGAAUCAGAAAUAGCUUUAUGGGAAGCGGGUACAAUAUACCAAAAGCAACGCUAGUCUCCACACCUCCCCCAGCAGGUUCCCGCAUGCAGUUAACACGUGGACAAUUGACACGUGGGUCGCAACAGCUGAAACCACCCUCAUCUUCCUUUCAGGAAAGAUAUGAAAGUGAUUAUAUGACAAAAGCUGAAUUAAAGCAAGCACAAGAACUACAGCAGUCAGAGCAGAGACAUAAAGGACAUGAAGAG